Molecule: messenger RNA, 993 nt
Organism: Camponotus floridanus (Florida carpenter ant)
Lineage: Eukaryota; Metazoa; Arthropoda; Insecta; Hymenoptera; Formicidae
Product: RRP15-like protein
Exons: 4
Coding region: 61-777 (238 amino acids)
Biological process (GO): maturation of 5.8S rRNA; maturation of LSU-rRNA
Cellular component (GO): preribosome, large subunit precursor
Source: RefSeq, a predicted model, not a curated record
UCCAAGAGAUAAUUUGUUGUCCAUGCACGUGCAUGCUUCUCGCUCACGGUUUCCUGGAAAAUGAAUUUAAUAGAAAUGAAUGAAAGCGAUACAGAAUCAUUACAUGAUGCUAAAUCUACAUCAAACACAGGAUGGGCGGAUGUUAUGCAAAAAAUUUUAAGAACAAAUAAGCCAAAGAGAAAAAAGACAAUAGUACUAGCUAAAGCAAAGAAAUUGUGUGAUGUAAAAGUAAAAGAGAAAAAGGAAGAUAUUUCUUUUGAAAUUGAUGGUAGUAAAAAUGUAACGGAGAUAGAAGAAGCUAGUGUCAAAACAGGAGAGCAUGCUGUACACACUAAGCCAAAGAUAAAAGAAAAGAAUCUUGGCAUUCGAGUAAAACCUUCCAUUACAGAUCAAGAACGUGAAAAAAUGCUGCAGAAAAUAGCCACAAGAGGAGUUGUACAAUUAUUUAAUGCAGUAAAACAGCAACAAACAGAUAUUAGCAAAAAAUUAACACAAGCAGGACCAUUAGAAAGAAAACGCGAGCAGGUACUCAAAAGUAUCGAUAAAAAUGCUUUUCUUGACAUUCUUAUGGGUGGCAGUAAAAGCAUAUCGAUAGAUAAUACUGUUCAAUCUGAAAAAGUUAUAGAACAGACAAAUAAUAAAAACAAAGAUGACAAAAUAUGGAGUGUCCUACGAGAUGAUUUUGUUAUGGGAGCCAAGUUAAAAGAUUGGGACAAGAAGGAUGUAGAAGAAGAGGAUUCUUCAGCUCCUGAAGACAUGAACAGUGAUAUGGAUUGAAAAUAAAUGUUUUUCAUAUGAUCUUUCCAGGAUCGGCCUGGAACUGUGUGAAGAUUGUACCGUCGACAACGAGCAUUCUGCCAUGCGGCAAGAGAAUAAUCGUCGGCGUUGCAACCAUCGCUUGAUCGCUGCCGCUGAACCGCGCAUCUGGUUCAGGGUCCUCCAAACGACAACAACAAUGUCGUCUACAUAGAGACCGGCAGAAGGGAGCGCCCC